AUGCUCAGCAUUCGUGUUACAGUCCAAUUCUCCAAGCCAUACAUCACUGCUGGAAAAAGUCUAGCCUUGGCUACUUGGAUCUUUUGUGGAAAGAGCUUUAGACAGAGUUCCACUCUUACUGAUCAUCAGAGAAUCCACACUGGAGAAAAAUCUUAUGAAUGUAAUCAUUGUGGAAAGGCUUUCAGAAAGUCAUCCAGACUUGCUCAACAUAAGAGAAUCCACACUGGAGAAAAGCCUUAUAAAUGCCAUCAAUGUGGAAAGAGUUUUAGACACAAGUUCAAUCUUGGUGUUCAUCAGAGAACCCACACUGGAGAGAAACCUUAUGAAUGUAAGCAAUGUGGAAAGGCUUUCCCAAGGCCAGACAGACUUGCUCAACAUCAGAGAAUCCACACUGGAGAGAAACCUUAUGAAUGUAAUCAAUGUAGAAAGACUUUCAGGCAUUAUUUCAGUCUUGCUGAACAUAAGAAAAUCCACACUGGAGAAAAACCUUAUGAAUGUAAUCAAUGUGGAAAGACUUUCAGAUCCAAUUCUGAUUGCCUUAAACAUCAGAGAAUCCACACUGGAGAGAAACCCUAUGCAUGUAAACAAUGUGGAAAGACUUUCACACAGAGCUCCAAUCUUGCUCUACACCAGAAAAUCCACACUGGAGAGAAACCUUAUGAAUGUGAUGAUUGUGGCAAAGCUUUUAGCAACCAUUCAGCUCUUCUUGUUCAUCAGAGAAUCCACACUGGAGAGAAACCUUAUGAAUGUGAUUAUUGUGGCAAACCUUUUAGGGACCGCUCAUCUCUUCGUGUUCAUCAGAGAAUCCACACUGGAGAGAAACCGUAUACAUGUUAUCAAUGUGGAAAAGCUUUCACACAGACGGGCCAUCUUGAUAUUCAUAAGAAAAUCCACUCUGGAGAGAAACUCUAUGAAUGUAAUCAAUGUGGAAAGACUUUCAGAAAAAGCUCCCAUCUUGCUGAACAUCAGAGAAUCCACACUGGAGAGAAACCCUAUGAAUGUGAUGACUGUGGCAAAUCAUUUAGCAAUCGUUCAUCUCUUAUAGUUCAUCAGAGAAUCCACACUGGAGAGAAACCUUAUGAAUGUAAACAAUGUGGAAAGGCUUUCACAAAGACGAGCUCUCUUGCUGUACAUCAGAGAAUCCACACUGGAGAGAAACCUUAUGAAUGUAAACAGUGUGGUAAGAGUUUCACACAAAGGAAUAAUCUUGCUAAGCAUCAGAGAAUC
Molecule: messenger RNA, 1227 nt
Organism: Gracilinanus agilis (Agile Gracile Mouse Opossum)
Lineage: Eukaryota; Metazoa; Chordata; Mammalia; Didelphimorphia; Didelphidae
Product: zinc finger protein 665-like
Exons: 3
Biological process (GO): central nervous system development; regulation of transcription by RNA polymerase II
Cellular component (GO): nucleus
Molecular function (GO): DNA-binding transcription factor activity, RNA polymerase II-specific; RNA polymerase II cis-regulatory region sequence-specific DNA binding
Source: RefSeq, a predicted model, not a curated record